Molecule: messenger RNA, 6336 nt
Organism: Podarcis lilfordi (Lilford's wall lizard)
Lineage: Eukaryota; Metazoa; Chordata; Lepidosauria; Squamata; Lacertidae
Source: the annotation of a GenBank genome assembly
CUACCCUGAGCAGGAAGCGGCUCCUUUGUCCUGGUUCCUAUGGCCAGGAUAUCGCUGCUCGGCUGGCUGGCCUGGUCCCUGCCUGUGCAGCUGGCAGCCACAUGCCUCCGUUGCUGGCCAGAUGCCAUUGUCUACUUUGGCUACGACUCCUAUUUGCUGCUUGGCCAGGACUCAGAGGCCACCAAAAACCUGGGGAAGCUUUUCAUAGGCAGCGCUGAAGACCUCGCCACCUAUGGCAGACACUAUUUGGGUACAGAAUUAAGAGAAGGCGCAAGCAAUGUCCAUCGGAUACUAGGGAGGAGCUUCUCCACGGGGAUGCAAAAGGUCCCUGUUUCUGAACCUCCAAAUGGCACAUUAUCCAGCUCCCCAUUUUAUUUUAUUUUACAAUCUUAGUGGGUCGAAAGCCUGGAACUUACUUAUUUAAUUACAGUACAGUGGUACCUCGGGUUACGUACGCUUCAGGUUACAGACUCUGCUAACCCAGAAAUAGUACCUCAGGUUAAGAACUUUGCUUCAGGAUGAGAACAGAAAUCAUGUGGCGGCGGCGCAGCAGCAGCGGGAGGCCCCAUUAGCUAAAGUGGUGCUUCAGGUUAAGAACAGUUUCAGGUUAAGAACGGACCUCCGGAACGAAUUAAGUACGUAACUAGAGGUACCACUGUACUGCAUUUAUUUUCUCCAAGGAGCUCAAGGUGGAGUACAUGGUUCUCUCGCUCCGUAUUUAACCCCCUACAACUCCCCCAGCGAUGUAGGCUAGGCUUCUGACCAGUCAGAAAUCCAAGACAGAGGCCAUUCUGGGUCUGAAGAAGCACAGCUACAGUGGGAUAAUACCCUGAAAAGUACAAAGCUGUUGCUGAUUUUGCUAAUGACUCAAAUGGCUGAAGAGAACAGGUGUCGCCCCUGCUUGCCAUGGGGAAUCUGUGGCCCUCUAGAUGUUAUUGGGCUCCAACCAACUCGCAUCAUCAUCCCCAGCCUGUGUUGCCAAUGGUUAUGAUUGCUGGGAGUUGUAGCCCAUCAGUGUUGUGGGGGAGGGGUCACAGGUUUCCCCAUCCCUGGUCCAAGGAACCAAAGAGCCCAUGGUCUUGUUGAGCACAAUGAUAAUAUGCAACUCUGCUCUGAUUAAAUUCACCCACAUAGAUUUCUCGGUUGUCACUGGCUGCAGUGAGCAGGAAGAGUUGGGCAGCAGAAUAUCAUCUGGCGAGGGGAGAGGAGGGUGCAGUUAUAGCAGUGGGCGGAAUGGAUUAUGAAGGCAAGUUGAAGCCAGCUGCUCCAUUUUGUAUAGCGUCCCUAUACAACACCCUGUGUGCAGCAAUCUAUUUCAUUAUUUUCAUUUGGGUAAUUUAUACAAGGCUUAACAUUUUUGACAACACCUAGAAGUGGCUUACGAAAUGCCAUCAGAUGCUACAAAUCAAAAUACAGUCAGAGCCAUUAUUAAAGCCCAUAUUUUAAAAUAGCACAGUCGAACAGGAUUUUCUUAUUGGAAGCACUUUUGUGGUUGGAGUUUCAGGGAUGCAAAUGUCCAUAUGGAACCCAUACACCAUAGCAAACUUGGCACCCACUUUCCCUCCCACAAGCUGUGAGAAUGCGCAUGGGCCUCCUACAUGCGACUCUACGUGGCGUCAUUUAGAGCACAUGAAAACAGUGUCCUUAAGAACUGUCAGGGUUGCUCAGGGGCUUCCCCAGGGCUCCUCAACAAGAUUGGGAACGGCAGAUGAGCUACUAUUGCUGAUUUCCCAUUGGAACCUGCACCCUCGGGGAAAUAUUUUAACAUAUUCCAGGGUGCCGUCUCAGCAGGAGACAAAGCCAACAUCUACCUGGCCUGGUGGCUUCCCUGAUUAGACUGGGAGUGCCACAGAAGUAGCCCCAAAAUAUUCAGGGAUGCUCAGGGAUCCCAGGCACACACACAGGUCCUUAGCAGACAGCAGGCAUGUAGAAAGGAUUCCUGCAGUUAGGGGUGUGCUUCUUCCUCAACUGCCUCACCUGCAUGCACGGUUACCCUCACCCUUUCUCGGUCCUAAAGGCCAGGAUUGCUGAAGCAUUCAAAGAACACCAACUUAGGUUCCACCGUGUGGGAGGGUGUGUUCAAAACGGAGAAUUAGGAAAGAAUCAGGCAUCAUUUUUUUGGUUUAUUUCCCCUGCAGAACGGGAACAUAUGGAGCGUGAGGCUGGGACUCUCUUUCUCCACCUUGAGCAGAUUAUCAAGAGGAGUGGGAAAGGUAGUUGUUAUUGUUAGCCUGUCCUCCUCUUCCUUCCAGACUUGCCUGCAGCACAACUAUGCCAGGGAGCCAUUGAUUGCCAUUGCAGUAGCUCCUAACGCACACACACAAACACAAAAUGCCCCCAAACCCUCCUUCUCUCAUUCCACCCCUUGGUGGCCCCAAUUAACCAGGCAAUUGAUCAGGCACUAUCCCUUCUGCUGCACUCAAAAGCCUUGGCUUCUAUCGACCCAUUUCUCUUUCCCUGCAGAUCAUGGCAGCCUUAUGAGGGAGGCAGAGGAGGAGAAGAAGAAUUUUGUCAAGCGAUUGGAAGAGGCAUCUAAGGCCUUUGUGAAGGAAGGUAAGUGCUUGAGGGCAGAACCUCUGGUCGGAGGCAUACAGCUGAGGGAGAACGUGGCCCACACAUCAUGGAGGUGACAGGGUUUUGGGGUGACCUCUUGGGUAGGGCAAGAUAGGGCCAUGGAGUCCUGUGAGUGGGGAGGGAUCGCCUUUCUCUAGUGCUCAUGCCUUUGUUUUUCUCUUUUAUAUCCACAGUCUGCAGCCUUUCCUGUGGUGAGUCCGUCUGUCCAAACUAGAGGGGCAUCUGUCUGGCCAUAUGGUGUCUGCUGCUUUUUUUUUUAAGUGUCCAUUGUGUCUGUUUGUGUGUGUGUGUGUGUGAUGCCAGUUAUAAAUGGUGGGUAUCCAUUCCUCGCAGCCCCAGGAAAAAGAAGGCAGUAACCAGAUCAGGAAUAAAUGAAAAGGAUCUCAUCCAGGGAUUGUGUGUGCAAAUGCAGGUUGGCACUGAUAUCCGUGUUAGUGCUUGUGAAGUCAAAGAGGAGACUUUACUGGUUAUUUAAAUUCAUUGCCAGUUUUGUGCCCUUGAGUUGGUUCAGGCAUACCACCAAACCAUGAUUUUCACUAACCACACACUUAGAUUUGAAACUACCAUGUCUACACGUGCAAGGAAAUAAAUAAAUAAAUAAGAUGAUAAUAAUAGUACCGUAUUUUUCUCUCUAUAACACGCACCCGACCAUAACACGCACAUAGUUUUUAGAGGAGGAAAAGAAGAAAAAAAAUAUUCUAAACGAAACAGUGGAUGUAUGAUUUUUGUGGUUCAUGCUGUGGCCACAGACAUGUGAUCUGACGGUGAGUUUGAGGUAGCCCAAUGCAAAAAUCCUGAGGAUCCAUGUGGAUCCAUGCUUUGUAACCACGUUUUAAGUGGGGAGGGAAGGAAAAGCACUCAAGGGACAAGGAACACGCGUGGGGUGGGUGGAGAAGGAUGCUGUUAAUAAUGCAGAAGAGGGGUAUAAGAGGAGAAGCAAGCAGGCUCUGCUUCUCUCCCUCCUCCCGGCUCACUGAAAAACUUUGCUGCUAUUUAGCCAGCUGAGUGGGGAGGAGAGAGGGACAGAGAGCCUGCUUGCUUUAAAAGAGCCAACCGGACAGGAGCCACUUACACUCGUGUGCGGCUCCUCUCUCCCGCUUUGCUCCUUUAAAGCAAGCAGGCUCUCUGUCCCUCUCUCCUCCCCACUCAGCGGCUCUUCUCCCGCUUUGCUGUUUCAAAGCGAGUCACGGAGGAGGGAAGGAAGAGGAACCAUGGAUCCUCUGCUCACGACUGCAGCAGAUUCCCCCCGCCAUCCGUAGGCAUUCGCUCCAUAACACGCACAGACAUUUCCCCUUACUUUCUAGGAGGAAAAAAGUGAGUGUUAUGGUGCAAAAAAUACAGUAAUUAUUAUUAUUAUUAAACCCCACCCACCUGGCUGGGUUUCCCCAGCCACUCUGGGCAGCUUCCAACACAAUAUUAAAAUACAGUAAUGCCUCAAAUAUUAAAAGCUUCCCUAAACAGGGCUGCCUUCAGAUGUCGUCCAAAAGUCUGGUAGUAGUUGUUCUCGUUGACAUCUGGUGGGAGGGCAUUCCACAGGGCGGGUGCCACUACCGAGAAGGCCCUCUGCCUGGAAUAAUGGAAUAAUUCCAAAUAAUGGAAACCAUUUUUUGGGUAGUUUCUCGCUAUUCCCUGAAGAAUACUUAGCUGCUAUCUGAAGCAGCAGCUUCCAGGACUGGAUCAGCAUUCCAAACCAUGGUUUGUUGGUUCAUAUGUGACACCAAACCUUAGGUUUCAUAUCACAUUUCAGCUCCUGGUUUGAUGGUCAUUCUCAAACCAAAAUCUGCUGACUUGAUUCGGUCCAGACAUCACAACGAACCAUAGCUGGCAUUACAUCUGAAUCAACAAGAGAUUGGCAAAAUGUUCAGAAGUUGUCACUGUCUAAUGGAACCCCUCUUUCCCUGACAUUUCCACAGCUAAGUCCCGGUUCCGACCCUAUGAAGUGGCACAGUGUUCAAACUGCCAGCUUAUCAAAGUUUCCUGCCUUGACCCCUUUGUAUGUGCAGGUAACCUGCCUUUCUAUACCUCUAUCCCUUAACGUCUCCCUCCAGUCACAGCAUCUCUCACUACUCUCUGUACAUGUCAGUACAAACUGAGAGCCAACGUGGCCUGGGGCGCUUCAGCUGGAGCCUUGAACACCCUCAUUGGGGCCCAUCUCCUUUACUCUUUUGCCUAAUUUGCUCUGUAGCUAUCAUGUAGACAUCGGGGUAUGUAUCAAUAUUAAUAAUCCUUAAAGGUAAAGGUAAAGGGACCCCUGACCAUUAGGUCCAGUCAUGGACGACUCUGGGGUUGCAGCACUCAUCUCGCUUUAUUGGCCGAGGGAGCCAGCAUACAGCUUCUGGGUCAUGUGGCCAGCAUGACUAAGUCGCUUCUGGCGAACCAGAGCAGCGCACAGAAAUGCCGUUUAUCUUCCCGCCGGAGCGGUACCUUCUUAUCUACUUGCACUUUGACAUGCUUUCAAAUUGCUAGGUUGGCAGGAGCAGGGACCGAGCAACGGGAGCUCACCCCAUCACGGGGAUUCAAACCGCCGACCUUCUGAUCAGCAAGUCCUAGGCUCUAUGGUUUAACCCACAGCGCCACCCACGUCCCUUUUAAUAAUCCUUACCUUCAUGCAAAAACUGUACUUGCCGGUUUUCUGGUGGUUUUCUUUGUCCAAGCGCAGUGAGUGAACCUGUUUUUGGCUACAAGUGCCCUUAGGAUGCCGUUGAUGCAGGUCUUCACCAUGGUCCCCCCUUGGUCUCUCAAGACUUCUGCCUUCUCAAAAAUGUUAUCCUGUUCCUUUUGUACAGGGCCCAAUGUUAUUGCAGCAGUGCUGGUGCCACUGAUGCUCUUGCUUGGAAUAGGAGCAGCAUGGUGGUAAGUUCAUGAAUAUUUAGUCUUUGUGGAUAGGUGUAAUUUAUUCUUUUUUUCUUGCAAAACUGUAGCUCAACUCCAGGGCAGGGAGAACUGGGCUACACAGCAGAGUCUUAGCAUAGCAACAAAAGUAUGGAUGGGUAAAUGUGGUCCUCCAAAUAUUUUGGAUCUUGGUUACUCCCAUCAGCUGCAUCCAGCAUCACUGAGAGCCCAGAGGAAUGUUGGGAUUUAUUGUCCAUGGGUUCUCCACCCCUGGCUUAGGGGAAUGAGCCAAGGACUCAAAAUAGCCCUCGUUCAAACCUACUCCAUACCAUGAAGGUCACAUCCAUGCCGUUCCUUUCAAGCAUAUGGCUUCCCCCAAAGGGUUCUGGGAACUUUGGUUUACCCCUCACGCAGCUCGUUGCCAGGAUCCUCUGGGGGAAGCCAUGUGCUUGAAAUGUAUGGGAUGGAUCAAGCUGAAGUCACCUGGCAAGACAGCUUGAGCCUCAGACCUCUUUCUGCAGGAGAUAAUGUAUGCAAAACCCUUUGAACGUUGAAAGCACUUAUUAAUUAAUUAAAAUUAAUAUUAUUAUUCCAUCAGCUUUCGCUGGCUGCCUGGGAAUGAACAGCAAAACCAAAACAGAUGUCUUGCUAUGCUCUUAAGGGGGUUCCUCUCUUUAACCGCAGGUAUCGCCGUCGCAAACAGAAGGAGCAAGGAAAAGACAAGUCUUCAGGAGAUGAGGACAGCUCAGAGAGUUCUGAAUGGAGCUCUGAUAGUUCAGAGAAGGCGGAUGCCAAUCCAAUAUAUGCAGAAGUUCCAAGCACCCCCAUAUAUGCUAAUGUCCCAGCACAUGCUAAUGUCCCAGCAUAUGCUAAUGUUCCAAACCCUCCAGAAUUCACCAUACCAAGCCCCCCACCCUUUGAUUAAAUAGU